AACUUCACUCCCCCUGUGAACUCAAUCCAUUAACGGUUCCUUUGGCAAUGGCAGCUCACAGACUCGCUUUGAUCAUUGAAAACCCGUCAAACGACAGUGAGUUUCUGCUCGUGAAGCAGUCGCACCCUCCCAAAUUCAACGAUGAAGAAUACGAUUCUUUCGUGGAUUCCGAUCUCUGGGACUUGCCCGCGGCGCAGUUGAACUCGCAGCAAGCAGAGUCGCAACUCCCGGUUGAGGUGGAAGUUGUGGGCUCGCAUUCGGAGGACUUCAGUCUGAGGGAAUUCGACAUCCGUGCGGCUCUUAACGAGGUGUAUGGACGAUUAGGGUUUGAGGCGGUUGAAAGGGGAGGAUGGAAGUUCCAUAAGUAUGUGAAGGAAGCUGCGUUUGGACCAGAUUUCCCCGUUAACACAGUCUUCAUUAUCGGAAAAUUGGUAGCACCUGAGGACAAGAACUUUAGAGAUUCCUUUAAAUGGAUGUCUGUCCAAAGCUGUCUUAACUGGCUUCUGGAAGUGAAACCACAUGGGGAUCGUGUUGGACCAUUGGUAGUUGUUGGCCUUAUAAAUGAAUCAUCUAUCUCUACAAAAUGGAAAGUCCCUCCUGCUAUACAGUAUCAGGAGUACCCGCCUGGUGUUACACUUAUACCCAUGGGAAGUAGGACAACAAAGCCUUUUCACACAACAAAUUUGGUGGUGUUUGCACCUGAGAAUGUUCCAAAUGAUUCAGAGGAGAAUAGUUUUAUUGCACAUGGAGAUGCACUAAUAGUUGAUCCAGGAUGUCUAUCAGAAUUCCAUGGAGAGCUAAAGAAAGUUGUUACUGCUUUGCCAAGACGACUAGUGGUCUUUGUCACCCAUCAUCAUCCUGAUCAUGUAGAAGGUCUCUCAGUUAUCCAGAAGUGGAAUCCUGAUGCCAUUUUGUUAGCACAUGAAAAUACCAUGCGUCGCAUAAGUAGAGAUGAUUGGUCACUUGGCUAUACCUCAGUUACAGGAGAUGAAGACAUUUACGUUGGUGGUCAGACAUUGAGAGCUAUUUUUGCACCGGGACAUACAGAUGGUCAUAUGGCGCUGCUUCAUGUGAAUACUCAUUCCUUGAUUGUAGGUGAUCAUUGUGUGGGUCAAGGAAGUGCUGUCUUGGACAUAACUUCUGGUGGAAAUAUGACUGAAUACUUCCAAACCACAUACAGAUUUCUGGAGCUUUCACCACAUGCUUUAAUACCAAUGCAUGGGAGAGUUAAUCUCUGGCCAAAGCAUAUGCUGUGUGGAUAUUUAAAGAAUCGUAGGAGUAGAGAAGCUAAUAUCUUAAAAGCGAUUGAAGGUGGAGCAAAAACUUUGUUUGACAUUGUAGCGUAUGUAUAUUCUGAUGUUGACCACCGUGCCUGGGUUGCUGCAUCAUCAAAUGUGAGGCUCCAUGUGGAUCAUCUAGCCCAGCAACAUAAGUUACCAAAGGAUUUCUCUCUAGAAACUUUCAAUUCCAGUUUGGUUGCAUUUGCUGACAAUCUGGGUAAAUUAUAAUUCUGAAGAGCUGCACCGGCUUACUCAAGACUACCUAUCAGCUUCGUCCGUUGCAUUUUAUUUUUUUUGAGAAAAUAUGUAGCUCUAUCCUCAAAAUACAUUAUUUGCAUUGAAGUGGCCUUAGAUAAUGGGAACUCUGUGCAGUAGCUGUAUAAGAUAUAUAGCUCUUGUGAUAAUCUGAGAGGAAUUACUUGUGAGAUUGGCUUUUAUUCUCUCGUGAAACUGACAGAACAUACUGCGUCUGCCUUAGGAUUUUUCAACCCAGAAGUUCAAAGAUACCUGUGGACUGCAUUUUCUAUCUCGAUGGAUAUGGGCUUACACUAGAGGAAGUUUAUUACAUCUAGUAGGGAAAUCUUCAUUUCUUAUUGCCGGUGUUCUGGCUGGCAUUGCUGUAUUGUACUGUCAAAAGAAAGUUUAGUAAAUAGAAUGGUGUACGUCUCUGGGAGAGUUAUAUUCUGUUUGUUGAUCGUUAAGCAGGAAUGCGAACUACAUUUUAAAUUGUGAGCUUUGAUGUAACAUGCUAUGAUAUUACUGAAAGAGUACUUUGAAACUUGAGAGGCGCUUGAAAUGUUCUGAGGUUGUCAUCCAUUGAGUGGAAGGGACUCGAAGGAGUGUUAAUAUUAUUUUUGGUGCAAUUUACAUUAACAGAUUACUAAUGAUUGGUC
Messenger RNA from Abrus precatorius (Indian licorice), 2173 nucleotides. RefSeq lists its product as uncharacterized. The transcript has 12 exons. Gene Ontology annotation, cellular component: plastid. Bases 48 to 1508 code for a protein of 486 amino acids. Lineage: Eukaryota; Viridiplantae; Streptophyta; Magnoliopsida; Fabales; Fabaceae. The record is from RefSeq and is a predicted model, not a curated record.